AGCAAAAAUAAAAUGUACUUUACGUUCCAUUUCACCCAAAACUAAUCAAUGUACGCUUCGUUUGUCAUUAAUCGAAAACAACAACGCGCUAAAAUCCGUGAAUAUCUUGAAUUAAUUUAUUAAUUUCAGUUAAAAUACGUGAACUGAGUGCAAAAUGAGUGGCCCCAACGGCAUGUUGUACGGUGGUGACGAGAUCGGCGCUUUAGUGUUCGAUCCAGGGCACCACAGCUUGCGAGUAGGUUAUGCUCAGGAAGAUACUCCGAAAGCCGAUAUCCCUGCUGUGGUUGGUGUAGGACCGGCGACUCAUAUCCCAGAGAGCGAGGAGAAAGUCCCCGAUGGCAAUGUCACACAGAGCGGAACCAAAGCAGGCGGUGAGCUCCGGCACUACAUUGACGUCACGGAGCUCCACGUGCCCCGACCGGGCAUGGAGGUGCAGACAUACAUGAAGGACGGACAGGUCGACAACUGGGAUCUGUUUGAGAAGAUGCUGGACUAUUGCUACGCAAAGGUUAUCCGCUCCCCAUCCGAGCACCACCCAGCGCUGUUCACCGAAGCAGUGUGGACCACCCGGCCAGCCCGUGAAAAGCUGGCAGAACUGCUCUUCGAGAAGUACCAGGCGCCUGCCUUCUUCUUGGUGAAGAACGCUGUGCUCUGCGCGUUCGCUAAUGGAAAAUCCACAGCGCUGGUGGUCGAUGCUGGGGCUAGCCAGACUUCCGCUGUGCCGGUUGUAGACGGCUACGCCCUUGUAAACGCAGCCGUCCGGUCGCCUAUUGGGGGAGACCAUCUUGCAGCUCAAGCCAAGCAUCUACUGAGCAGUAUGCACAUACAGAUGUUACCCGUAUACAGCAUACAGAGUAAAGAAGUGAUCAGAGAACGCGAGCGAGCCAGAUAUACCUUAAAGACCCUACCAGCCGGCCUCACGCACUCAUGGCAGCAGUACAUGCUCAAACGGCAGUAUGAAGACUUCUGUCACUGCAUCGCACAGGUGUCAGAAUCGGCAUACGACGAGCGGGUAGCGAGUACGAUCCCGGGCGUUCACUACGAGUUCCCUGGCGGCUACCAUCAGGACUUCGGCGUCGAGAGAUUCAAGAUGGCCGAGUGCCUGUUCGAGCAGAGUCUGGGGGCGCCACAUUUAGCUUGCGCGGCGGCGGCGGCGUGCGACGCGGACGCGCGGCCGGCGCUGUGGGGCGCCGUGGUGGCGUGCGGCGGCGGCGCCAACACGCCCGGCUGGCUGGAGCGCCUCGCCAAGGAGCUGGCGGCGCGCGCGCCGUCCGCGCACCGCCUCAAGAGCCACGCCGCGCCCUCGCCCACCGAGCGCCGCUUCGCCGCCUGGAUCGGCGGGUCCAUCCUAGCGUCCAUCGGCUCGUUCCAACAGAUGUGGAUAUCGUCACAGGAAUACGACGAGGGCGGCAAAGGGCAGCUCGAAAGGAAAUGCCCUUAAAAACCGUUCUGCAGUAUCUCGAUAUACAUACAGUGUGUGUCUGACCAUGGGGCUUUAAAUCCAGGGCUCGAUUCUACUCGCUAAACUGAGCUACUUUUACUGUGGUACCAACCCCGAAAUCCCGAAUUUUUUUUACUUUUUCAUACAUUUUGCAUGCUGAUCAGAUGUCGACGUUUUCUAUGGAAAAGCCAAAAAAUUUUCCCGGUUUCCGGGUUGGUCCCGUAGUAAAAGUAGCUUAGUUUAGCGAGUAAAAUCAAGCCCUGGAUUUAAAGCCCCAUGCUCAGACACACCCUGUAGAUGUCAAUUCACAAGAGCUGGCACGAAUGGAACGAAUGAGUGAAUGAAAAUAGAGUCAGACCCAGAAUAGUCUGCAGAGUAUUUGAUAGCCCACGCAGUGAAAGUGUUAUUUUAAACGUCAAACUUCUAUGAAAUUAUGACGUAUAAAUGACACUUGCACUGCGCGUGGGCUACCAAAUCCGCUGCAGACUUUUUUUGGUCCGACUCUAUCUAUGUGUAUCAUCACAGAAUAAGUACCUAAUAGUACUACCAUACAGAAAGGAUUUGUGCACAAAUCACGCUAGGUGUUUUGCUACUUUUUCGAACCUCGCGUGAUUUAUGCACCUUUAUAAUGGCUCCUCUAUACGAUGGGCCAACGCCGGCCACUCCAAGGGACGCAUUUAUGCGUUGGAGGGAGCAAGUGAUAUUGCUAUCUCAUUCUACCGCAUGACUGCGUCCCUUGGAGUGGCCGGCGUUGGCCCAUCGUGUAGAGGAGUCAUAAUAUAUGGCACUAUCCCUAUCGGCUAUUUAGGUUUGUCAAAAUUCAAGUCAUUUUCUUAUCUGUGGUCGUGCACGAAAAGGGAUUCAAGUUGUGUCAACCCUAAUAAUUGCUCGGAGUUUGGAGCAAUGCUGAGCCUAACGGAGCCGAGAAUGCCCGAAGGCACGAGUGUCUCCUCACUGCCAAUAAAAUGACGGCUCUGGCUGUAUACCGAUAUAUGUCUCACUCAUACAAUGAAUGUUUCGUACAUUCCAUUCGUGCCAGCUUUCGUGAUACGACCUGUAGGUUAAAAGGGCCCACUGAUUAACAGUCCGCCGGACGGUAUCGGCCUGUCAGUUAGAACAAAAUUUUGACAGUUCCGUACAACUGACAGGCCGAUACCGUCCGGCGGACUGUUAAUCAGUGGGCCCCUUAAGAUAGAGCUCGCUUAUUUAAUAAGAAUAAUAAGUAUUAGUGUAAAAGUAAUGCGGUAUCCAGGCGGGACGAUGUGGUUGGCCGGCCGGUUAGUUAGACCAAGAAAAGUCUGCAGUGAUUUUGAUAGCCCACGCAGUGCAAGUGUUAUUUACACGUCAUAAUUUCAUAUAAGUAUGACGUUUCAAAUGACCCUUGCACUUGCACUGCGUGGACUAUCAAAAUCGCCGCAGACUUUUCUGUCUGACUCUACCUGUCAAUCCUACUCCUACGUUUAGUGUCAAAUUCUUGUUUGUCACAAAAAAGAGCAUAUAACCAAACGGAGUAGCCAUUAACAGGCGUUCCCCUCUGUCGAAAACAGGCGGCCAUUGGUCAUACACAUUGUAUGGACUGACGUUUAUCUGACAUGGCUAUUUUUACGUUACGUAUACAUUUGACGUGCGCCUCCCCCGCAAAAAUCGGCAAACCUUUUUUGUUCCGAAAAUUACAGACAUGGCGUCUCCGUUUGGUUAUAUCCUCCAAGGAUCAAAUGGAGGUGCGGACGCAAGAGUGCCAAUUUUUGACGCUUAUUAUGCGCGUUUGGGUGAUUUUUUUAAUUCAAGCGCUCGAAUGUCAACAUAAAUUUAAAAUCGAUGAUUGAAUUGUGGACGCUUGAUGAAAUUGACGUCAAUUGUAAAUUUGAUUGUCUCGUCUGGACGCCCAUUAAGAGCAAAACGGGCGCAGACAGAAGUACUAGGCGCAAUUAAGACUAGGUACUUACGUAUGUGGAUUUUUAGAAUAAAUGAAAUAGCUGUUUAAAAGUUUGAGGUGUAUUGAGGUCGCUGAAGUGGUAUUCAAUAUUAUAUUGUAGAUAAAACUAUUAGACAUCUACAGUCACGUGUAAAACUAUCGAUACGGACAUAGUGUCAAAAAUAUGGAUGUAGCCAACUUAUUCAAAAAUAUGUCCCAUUAGUUCUUAAUUCGCUGACAGAAGGACUAUGGGACAUAUUUUUGAGAUGAUUUGUGCGCCCAUAUUUUUACAGUUGACUGCACAAUGUACAUAUUACAUAUUUUUGGCGCUUUGUCCGUAUCGAUAUUUUCAGACGUGAAUGUACCAUAAAGCUAUCUCAUAAAAUCCUCAUCUGGAAAUGUCACUAAGGCCCCUUGCACCAUUCCACUAACCCAGUCGUUAGUGGAAUGAGAGUUGCCAUGGUUACCAGUACAAUUUGACACUAGGUUAACGGUUUAACCCCAGGUUAGUGGGAUGGUGCAAGUGGGCCUAAGUCGUGUAAAUUUGAAUAUUAUUUCAGCGAUAAACUGUUUUUUUCUAGUGAAAUAUUAAACAAAAACCAACAAAGAAACGGUAUAGGUAUGCAAUUUGCAAAAUAAAAACCUGAAAUGCGCGUUUAUUUGGUUACAUUUUCUAUACUGCAAAACGUAAUUCAAGACCAAAAAAAGUGAGACAAUGUUGCCAUUACAAUAAUUUGUUUCUAAAAUUGUAAAUUCCUUUUGAUAAAUAAUCACGCUAAGAUAAUUUAUUCAUUAGUAAUUUUACUCCUACUAUUUAAAAAAGUACUUUUAUUUAUUUAUUUGUACAUAAAUACAAGACGCGCUAGUAAAAAAGUGGCAACAUUUCUUACUUUUAUUGGUCUUGAAUUACGUUUUGCAGUAUACAGAAAACUAUUCAUAAUGUAUAGAUAUUGAACUAGAAAAACAAUUUUAUCGAAUGUAUGGUAUUAUGACUGAAAUAAAGUUUUUAAUCAAU
Messenger RNA from Cydia fagiglandana, 4371 nucleotides. It is a transcript of the gene Bap55, whose product is annotated as actin-like protein 6A. Gene Ontology annotation, molecular function: chromatin binding. Bases 155 to 1441 code for a protein of 428 amino acids. Gene Ontology annotation, biological process: chromatin remodeling; nervous system development; regulation of transcription by RNA polymerase II. The transcript is spliced from 9 exons. The record is from RefSeq and is a predicted model, not a curated record. Gene Ontology annotation, cellular component: NuA4 histone acetyltransferase complex; SWI/SNF complex. NCBI's taxonomy places the organism in Eukaryota, Metazoa, Arthropoda, Insecta, Lepidoptera, Tortricidae.